AUGAUGCACACGGCAACCCUCAGCCUCCUCCUGGCAUCUGCAGUUGCUCUUUGCAGCACUGCUUCCAUUCUAGAUAAUGGCAUGCCCGUCAUGUGGGCCCAAGCGUCCACCCAAAUGACUGACCUGCCAAUGAAAGAUGGCGUUGUGACCCCUGACCCCUGGAUCGCCCUUAACCGUAUGAGUUUUUUCCGGCUGAUGGUCAAUGCUACAACACCGUUUCUGUCAUGCAUGGGGACAAAUGCCACAGACGGUCCAAUGUGGGGACUGAUACUGCAGAUUGCAUGGAUGAAAACCUCAGGGCGUUACGCUGAUCCAACCGGUGCUACAACCUGCGGCCUGAAGACAGGAGACACCAUGUGUAUUUCUCCUCAGAGCUGGUGGUCCUGUGUGAACUACUUUGUCUCUGUUCUGCCCUUCCUGUCUGCUGCGAAGAAUGGCUUCCUGGGAGAAAACGUUAAGGUCCAGAUGCAGGCACAUAAAAGUGUUGAAGGCUACUGCACAACAUACACUGACUGUGCAGCUGCCUACCCUGACGCCAUGACUAAGUGGGAUGCCUUUUUCCAGGGUCUCAAGGCAACUCAUAAUCCUCCUCUCUCUGACGCUGAGAAGAAAGACACUCUCCUCGGUCUCUACUGGGAGGCCCAAAUGGCUUCACUACAUGCCUCUGCAGCAUGCAAGGACAAGCAGAGCCACUUCUCCCCUGCAGAGCAGUCGUUUGCAAACAGCUGGCUUAACAACGCUGAGUACAUUUCUGCAGCACAUUUCCACUCCAGUCUGACCAAAGCUGCGAUGUAUAUUGUCCCUCUCCCAAGCCGUGUGUUAAAGGCGGGCGACAAUGCGCCUUACAUAGCAGAUUUGACUGACGACGAGAACCGCACACUGGCUACCUCCUACUGGAUCAAUUACAUUGACUCUAUAAUGGGUGGGUCACUGGUGAGUUCGUGGAAAAAGGCCAUGUGUUCAAUGGAAACAAGGGAGAAAGGAAGAGAGAUGAUGGAGCAGCUCCAAAUCAAUCCCAGCUACGGUACAAGCACCUUCGUGUCCAUCGUGACUGGAAUGAGUGGCUGCUGA
Molecule: messenger RNA, 1071 nt
Organism: Plectropomus leopardus (leopard coralgrouper)
Lineage: Eukaryota; Metazoa; Chordata; Actinopteri; Perciformes; Serranidae
Product: protein LEG1 homolog
Source: RefSeq, a predicted model, not a curated record